Molecule: messenger RNA, 6249 nt
Organism: Filobasidium floriforme
Lineage: Eukaryota; Fungi; Basidiomycota; Tremellomycetes; Filobasidiales; Filobasidiaceae
Exons: 4
Coding region: 451-5982 (1843 amino acids)
Biological process (GO): regulation of ARF protein signal transduction
Molecular function (GO): guanyl-nucleotide exchange factor activity
Source: RefSeq, a predicted model, not a curated record
GCGAGUAGAUACCAAUCCAACAAUGACCGACUGCGAUAUCAUAGAGUGUGUGUGUGUACGCUGUGCGCUGUGCCGACUGUUCGCGGGAUCUGAAACAUUAUCGGCGGGGGAUCGAGAGCACAGCACGACAAGAAGAAGAGCCGAGCCCUCGGACUUCUUCACUCUAGCUCACUCUCUCAUCUCGGGAUCAGAUUCAGUAAUUAGUAGUAGUGCUAGUGUGCAAACUACCUGACCUCGAGAUGUUGGUGCAUCUGCUACUUACUACUCGUACCGUCCUCAGCUACACUCAUUCAGGAAAACAAGAAAAGAUCAACUACCUAGAGAAGCCUAACAAAGCGCACCAUCCCUUUGGGACCUCGAAAGAGCGAAAAACCCCUCUCUUCUACACCUCCUUUCGGGGGUAAAAUCAUACCUUUCGCUACAACAUCGCUUCGAGUUCGCCAUACCAUCAUGUCAGCUCUAGGUCAACCUGUACCUCUGGGAUAUGAGGAAGAGCUCCUAGGCACGCCUCCCGGAUUCCGUAGAGCCACUUCGGAUUCCGCUGUCGUACAGCCCACUGCCAUGGCAAACGACGCCGAGCACCUGAAUGUCCAACUUUAUGACGAUAAUAAUAUGGCACAGCAGAACCAGCACCUAGACGAUUCUCACUUGACGCCAAAUUACCAGCGUCGAGAUCUCCUUAGGGGUCUCAAGAACCCCAAACUCGCCGGACUCGGACCUGGGAUCUCUCCAUACACCCCGGUCGACCUGAACGUCUAUUUCCAAGCUGAUGAUCAAGAUCAUGGCACGCCAACACCUAGCCGGAUCUCUCCCUCCCCCUCCGGUUCUAGCGGUGCUCGUCACCUCCUUCCCCCACUCUCGGCGAGUAGCAGUCGAAGCCAUUCUCCUUCGAGCAACCAUUCCCCGUCGUUGUCCCCCCUGCCGACGCUCUCGGAGCUACGCAACCUGCAGAGAGCGAAUUCUGCCGCUGGGAGGUUGAUGGCCAUGAAGAAGCUCAUGGGACAGACCCCUCCGUCGCCGACGAGCUUGAGACGGGCUGGAUCGUUGAACGUCGGGGCGAGAGGUGGGAUGAUGAGUCGGAAUCGGGGAGUUGUAGGAGACCAGGACGGAGAGGAUGACGAGAAUAAUGCGGACAAUGAGCGGGGAGAUGAUACCCUUGAUGAUGACAAUGACGAUAAUGAGAUCGGGCGGAAAGAUCAGGACCAAGAACUAGCACAAGAGCUCAACUCGUUCGGUCAAGGUAUGCUCGGAUCACCCACCAAGCAGACGGGAGCGAGGAGGAAUCGGAAUCGGAAUCGACGGCUCGGAUCUAUCGAUCUCUUGCGGAAUCGCGAUCAGGAUCACGAUUCCGAGCAAUAUUCUUCAUCACCGGACGACCACAAUCACGAGGAUGGUCAGCUCGACUCGGAGGCCUUUGCUCAGCGCAUCGGUUCUGCUCGUGAGAUGACCCAUCUACCUCCCUCAGCGUUCCCCCGACCUCAAUUAGGACGGUCUAACACUGUCGGUACAGGAGGGGGAGAGGAGAGGAGGAGCGUGAUCGGAAGGAGGAUGAUGGAGCGACUAGGAAGCCGAACGCGGAGCCCGCAGGGGGAUGGAGAGGUGGCCUCCUCAUCGCCAGGGUCUGGUGCGGUAGGGUUACAGUCCUUGUUACAGCGGGCCAGGGAGAGACGAGAGAAUGAAGCGAGGGCUAGACAGGCGGAGGCGGAAAGGCAGCAGGAGAGUGUCGUGCAAGCAGAAGCAGAGCAAGAAACGACCGAGGAACGGAAAGAGAACCAUGAAUUCACGAAUCCGCAAGAGGCUGCUCUGGCGCAAGGUGGAGCCCAGUCAACAGAUCGACUGCCACACGAGGAGCCGGGAGAUGAAUCGCUGCAACCUGAACACGAAUCGACCUCUGAGCAAGAAGAGGAGUCGAUCUCGACAAGUCCGCCCAUCAUCCUCUCAGAGGCGGUCUCGGAUUCAGAACCGCGACCAAUCUCAUCCGGGAUUUUAAAGCGGGAUCUGCCGGAAGCCUUGGGUCGGAGUAGCUUUGAGGCUGGAGUUUCGAGCGAUUCCGACCACCAGCGCGGAUCUCUCAUGUUCCUUGAAACCUCCGGGAGCGAAGACUCGCAUCAACGCUAUCGUCAACACUCGCCCUACUUUGGACUGGGUCAUGCAGGUUUUGGCGCGGGAGCAGGUCAGAGUCUUUUCGCCGGGCCGAGCGACCUCGCGCGGUCUGUAUCGCAGGCCACGGCGAGGUCUGGCGUAUCGGACAAGUUCGAGUACGAGGCGCAUCUUAGACGGUCUGGAUCGGAGAAGAGGACAACUAGGGCGAGUAUGGUCACACCGAUCUCGGGAGACGUCGUGGGAAACGUCACCAUGGAAGAGAUCCUCGACGCGGAUGAUUCCGCGCUCAGAGAGGAUACAAUCGAGGAGAUACAGUCGCCAAUCGAGGAUCGUGAAAACGAUCGAAAUGGAGGGGAUGACUUGCCGGUCGAUAUGCCAGUUCAUCGGCUGCAGGAACUGCACACGCGGCGUCUUUCUGUCGAGGCCGCACAAGAAUACGCAGACGGGCCAGAAGGUCUGUUGCCUCCCUUACCGCCUUUUGUCAACGAACACGGCGGUCCUGGCCGCGAUUCGACGAUCAGCCAUACGGGCGGCAAGCACAGCACCACGCCUUCCGAGAGUUCACUCGGGUCCAGCCUGAGCGCAAUUCCCUUCAUCGUCAGCACCGGCGUUGAAGGUAGUCCAGAGACGCGCACGCCCCGCAUGCCAAUUCCAAGGCGUGAUAUGAGCAUGUCCAGCUUUCCUGCCGAAGUUCAGGAUGGCGACAAGCGAGGCAGCGAGUUCAGUACGCCUGGACGCCAGUAUAACAGUUCGGUGAACUCUCCUUCUGGUACGUUGACGGGAUCCAAGGACAGUCCCGGUAACGCUUCUAUACGCCAAGCGAUGCCAAAUAUGCUGGAUCAGCAACCUAGUUCUGAAGGCUAUGAGGCUAGAACGCAUCGUCGUUUGGGAUCCGCAUUCGAGGAACGGCCGAACGCUUCCCGGGAUCACGAAGUAGAGGAGCUGGAUGACGGCGCUAGCCCAGCCAAGUAUAGCAUCAUGUCCUGGCACGACGUUGCUGAUCCCGCGAAUUCGCCUAUCCCGAGCGAACAAUACUCCAAGAGGAGUCAGGGCGUAGUUCAAACGCUGAAGAGCACCUUCAGACGGAAUAGGAGCCGAAGCAAUAGCCGAAGUGGGACGGAUCAGGUGCUGAGUUCGACAAUAACCCCAGGGACUCCUACUCGAGCCUCACAGGGCAGCCUUGCUUCAGCGACAACAAAUUCUCCUCACCGGGAAAGUCGCCGAGGCAGCCAACGAUCCGAUGCCAGCAGCAUGACGACUGGGCCUCAUGCGUCCAUGCAGUCGAGCGUCUUCUCAACUGCCCCAUCGGUGGUCUUGCCCGCCGGCCAGGUAUCGCCCUUGCCCCAAAUCGAUCCCAACGACCCUCGAGCGUUCAAUUCGAAACUUUCGCCUUUUGUGCCACAAUCGAUGCACGCGCCGCUCCUCCAACAAGUAUCAGAUUCCGUCAUACCUACUGUUCACAGUACCAAAGAUUCGCCGCCCUUGUCUCAGGCGUCGAGCAGAAAUUCUCAAUCCAAGCUGGAUGCUUCCCCUUCGUCUGCUCAGGCAUCAUACUACGACUUGACGGCGACCAAAGAUCUGGCGGCUCAGGAUGAGAAGAGCAUCGGCAAGAAGUCUUGGUUGGCAGACACCUUCUUUACCCCUCAUGGCGCGACAACAAAGCGCCGGCCAUCAAUCUCUAAUAUUCUCAGACGCAAAAAUAGCACAUCGCAGGCCUCGUCUAGAAAAAACAGCGUGGUGCAAGACGUCGCGGAAAUAGUGUUGCCUAGGGUGCCUCAAUCGGCUUCGUCAGACGUACCGCCAUUACCGAGAAGCAACGAAACACUUCCUGCGGACGCUAUACCUCACCCGAUCAUUCCGGUACCAUCCUCUUCAACCAGUGAUGUUGUCUCGCCACCGCUCAGACUGGCGGCAUUGCCCUCGACGCUCUCAGCUGUAGAGGAGCAGGAUACGCCUGUCUCCCCGGCUGUCAGGGGGUUCCAGAGAGGAUCUAUGCGUGUUAGGGACAGCAGCAAGAUGAAUAUUGAAACAUCUGCAAGACAGGGCGAUCGGUCAAGAGUGCUUCUCGAUUGCCUUGACAACUUAUUGGCUGCCAAGCCGGAAAACCGGCCUGGGUUUCUGCACGAUCCCCCUCGAAAACUUGUCGCUGUGGCAGAAACUCUGCAGGUCGUAAACAAUCACACUAUCCUCGAUCGCCAUCUGUUCCUUUUCACUGACAUACUGGUCAUUGCGGAACCAAUCUUGCUCGAUGGCGAGGAAGCAUUGGAGGGACUGGAGGGCACGUUCCGCGUGAAAUCGGUCGCACCGCUAGAGACGCUCGUCUUGCGAAAGUGUCCCGUAAAGCCUGCUCGUCCUGCGUCGAGUUGCGACCUCAACAUAGCGGAAUUCAGAGAACAGUUCAGUUCCGAUCCGGAACGCUCGGUCGACCGGUUAUCCGAGCAAACGAGGAUAGCUCAAGACUCCGCUGCUCUGGCAGAGAUCCUCUUCAACAGUCGAGACUUUGACAAAGAACAACUGUCAGACUAUCUCGUGCAACCCCGCAAUCGAGCUCUACUCGACGGCUACAUUCGUCAAUUUAACCUUGGUGGGGUGCGGAUUGACCAAGCCCUACGGGUCUUCAUCUUGGCUCUGCGUUUGCCCGCAGAUAAUGCUGGCUUUGAAAGCAUUCUCCAAGCCUUUGCUAAAGGAUGGUACCAGGCCAACAUCUCGACGAUCGAAUUUGGCUUGAAUACGGUACGCAAUCUGCUGCUCUGCAUCAUGAAACUGCACGAUGGCUAUCACCCAGAAACCACCUUCGGUUUUGCGAAGGAAAAAGUAGUCGUCUCGAGCGACGACUUUUUGACCGGCUUUUACCAGCAAGAUCGAGGGACGAUAGUCUCGGGGAGCCUGCUGAGGACCAUCUACGCAGCGGUCAGACAAGAGAGAUAUGUGCAAGCAGCAUCCUCGCUGGAGAAUCUCACACAUGGCCGAACGAUAGCGAUCUCGCUGGCAUCCGAGGAAAUUUGUUUGUCAGCAGGAAGCUGGAGCGAAAUCAUCACUGUGACCGUCCCUGUUGUCGAUCCCGAUUUUCGGAUCAGGCUCUUGGGCGACGGGCUGUCAUACGAUAGUGAUCUGCUUGAGUUUGGUAUAUCGAGGCAGCAAUCGUUCCGGGUCAAAGGCUCGGUUCCAGGGCGCUUCAAGCUACUCCUCUGUCGAUCCGGCGAGAAUGCAGCUCUAUAUCCCAAACUACCGAACGGAAUUACUGUGGACCUGGGACCCGCAUUCAGGGCGCACAAUCUCGAACUUACCUUCCGAAAUUCCCUCGGACAUCGGCGUCUUUGCCGAUUCUCAUUUUCUGACGAAACAAUUCUCUCAGAAUUCGCACGAGCACUUGACUUGCAAUCGGCCAACGAAAAGUCCGUCAAAGGGCAAGGUCAAGAUAGCUGGACUCGUGCCGUUCUGCCUGAUAGAGGCUCGCUAUCGCCCGAGCUCUUACGGGCUAUCAAUCGGAUGACCCUGAAGACGCUUUCUGACUGUCUGAUGGCAUCUUCUUUGCCCAGACUAGGAAAUGAUUCGGAGGAGGACUUGGAAGCCACUCCGAAGGCCUUCAAGCCAUUGGCCAGCUGGACCAUGUCUUCCGCACAGGCUGAUUACAAUGCUCAGGAGAUCCAGAGAGUCUUGUCCGCAGAAAUCCCGCUCCACGGUACUCCCACGAAGAAGGCCCGGACCAAUCCAGGUCGAGCCGCGACAUCUCAUAAGACGACUCUUCUGACCGGCAACGAAAUCGUACUUAUGUGUAGGCAAAACAGCCUCAUACCCAUCAUCUUCGGCUUGCCCGAAGAAGACCAGUCAGCAGUGGGCCUGAGGUCCACUCACCGGAUCUCUAAUCAGCAACAUUAAACGCAACCAACACGAUCCUGAACGAAACACGACAACUUACGACAACUCACGAUCAACUUACGCCGUUUCACGACCUAGGCACGAUGGAAGACCCAAUCCGGGGAAUGUAAAUGAUAUGCAUAUGAAAUCCGAUGGAUGCUUCCCACCUUGGUAUAGAUUGCUCUGUGCUAUAUGGACGGGCAAGAAGGUGAAAAAGGUUUACCGCGAACGAUAAGAUCAUUUUUGACCGAUUCGAUCGAGGGCGGCAUUCGUCCGCUUCCAAAAGGG